Molecule: messenger RNA, 6860 nt
Organism: Porites lobata
Lineage: Eukaryota; Metazoa; Cnidaria; Anthozoa; Scleractinia; Poritidae
Source: the annotation of a GenBank genome assembly
AUGACCGAUGUCAACAAAACACAGAGAAGGCGCCCUGAAGUGAACGAAGAAGGUUUGUGCGUCGAGUGUCGGCCGUGAAAUUCCAGGUUGUGGUAAUAUCGGUGAAAUUUUUUAAGAAAAGAGGACGGUGGAAGAGAAAAUUGGUCUUUAGGCCGAAGUAAAGUAAGUUGAAUUGUCUAGUUCUCUUACUCUGUAGCAAGAAACGCGCGUUUAUCACAACAGACCGCCAAUUAACCACAUCACCUGUCUUUCCGCGAUCUGCAUUUCAUUCAUGAAGACUUGUUUUUCGCCCUUCAAAAGGCAAAAAAGUAAAGAGAUACUUUCAACGUUAUCUUUUGUCUCUAAAUCUCCUUCCGUAAUCGUCUAUGUGGUUUUUCUUGUGGGCUUGAGGAUCGAAAAAGUAAGUUUAGUUUCAAAAUUGAAAAUGGCGGCAACAUGUCUUGUUUUGAUCAUUGUCCAAACAUAUGAAAUCAUGUGCUAAAAAGUGCAGUGUAAGUUAUAGGACUUAUCCAGGAGUAACACUAUAUUAUUUAUCAAAUAUCAGGUACCUACGUUUGUCAUUUGGUUAUUUAUUUUCAUGGAAAAGGUGAAAGCUGGAAUAAAAGAAAUAUUACGUAAAACAUCUAACGCUUACGAAUUUCCGAUACAGAUCGAGGAAUUUAGUAGUGAAUCGACGCAGAGCUCAAUAGUUUAUCGAUAUAGCGACUUCGGGUCUCAAUGCUUAACUUUUUCGGUAUUUAACGUCGCUAAAUGAUAGAGUUAGUUGGGUUUUUAAAUCAGAGGAAGUCUAUUGGAAUUGUUUGGGGUGUUUCUGGGGGCGUAGCACAUCCAUGUACGUAAGAGGCUUUACGUAAGAAGUUUUCUCUAAAGUUUUCCAAGACAACGAGAUAAAUGUUACGUCAUCUAAGGUCGUUCAAGUUUGGGUUUUUUUUUUUUUCCUGUCAAAUUCAGUUAUGAAUACAGUGCAUCAUGAGAAAUAUUUUUAUACAAUUUAUGAUUGUAUCUUUGAAGAAAGAAAGCAUGGUAACCAUGCGUGACCUUAAUUGAAUGACUUGCAAAUUCUAGUUAAUAUUACAGGAUCCACUCUUAUGUAAAUGAAUUUGUAUUGUAAUUACAGUAUUGUUGCCUACUCCAACUUCCAAUGAAACCCCACCAUAGAGUGAAUUUAUGGGCCAAACUUACAUGGUUCAACAGUCACUUGACCAAACGAAUUGUUUUGGAUAGUUCUGUUCAAUAAAGCAUGGGUUGAGCAUGUAGUUUAUCAUGCUGCAUUGAUCUUGUUCAUUAAACACAUCAAACAUAUCAAUGUUUUAGAGGGAAACACUUAGAGACUGAUUCUGUUCUGUUUAAUUAGUUGUGAGUUGCAACUUAUAGAACCAAAACAGACAAACCCGGACAAAUACCCUCCUGUAUUACUCCUUCUGGUAAGGUAUCUAUAUUUUUAACUGCAACAAAUUGGAGAUGAUUAUAUUUUUUAUUGCCAAUAAUAUUGCCUGAAUAAUAUUUCUAAAUUUUUUUCCUAGCAAUGACAGAAGUGGAUUAUCCAGUAAUGCCUGAACCAGAAUGGGCCAAGCCAAGAGACAAGAAAAUGCAAUCAACAGUAUGACCAGUUUCAUUUUCAUUAGAAUUUGUACCUUUCAUGUUUGUUGAUGAAAAAACUUUGCCUUGCUCUUUUGAGGGUGUUACCUUUUUUUCUGAACUUAAGUCAAAGACUGAAAUGUGACAAAAUCUUUGCACUUUUACUACCAACAGGGCUGUUAGAAAGUUUGAAAAUGGUGGCUUUCCUGUUAAAUAGGCAGCUGAUUUUGCUUUGAGGUUUCCAGCUGCUGACUAUUUUUGAUGACCCUAAUAUCCCUCAUAGUUACCCAAAAAACAGAAACCAAUCUCACAUGCCUGAGUGUUGUCUUUCAAAACUUAAACAGACUGGAAACCAUGGGAAUCAGUGGACUUCAUACAAGGGCAAAUGCUGGUUUGACCCUUAAUUAAAAUCCUCAAUAUCCAAAUACAAAUUCUCAAAACUGAUCUCCAUAUAUUUCCUGAACAGGUUAAAGACAUUGGUAAAAGAUCAAAGCACUUUUGUUUUGGUGAUUUUUUAAUCAAUUCUCAUAAUCUUUUCUUUUGAUUAUGCAUUGAUAUAGUUACAUGUAGGAGAAAAUAUAUGUUUGUCACUCUGGAGAUUUAAAGUGUUAAGGAAACACUAAUCUGGAUGGGGGCCUGAAUCUUCAUUUACAGAGUAACUCCAUUUAAUAAACUUAUAGAAUUUCAUCUUAUGGAGAAUCAGGUGAAUGAGAAGCUCAUUCACAGGAAGUUGUUACAGUGUCAGAAUUUUAACACCUCAAUUACACAUUCAUCUUUCAUCAAUCUUUUGCUCAAAGAGCUUUUUAUUCCUCUUGAAGUGUAAAUGUGAGAUGUGAGAAGUACUGUACUAAGGUAUCAAUAUUCUUAAAACCUCACACUCAGCUCUCUUUUGUCAUUUUUAGGAUGGUAAGCAGAACAUAAUUGCAGCUUUGAAGAAAACUGCAUUUGUUGUUGGCACAGCACUUAUUUGUUUUGCUGCAGCAAGAAACACAAUUACAUGGUUAGAGACAAUAAAUUAGUAUGUUUUCUAGUUUGUAGUCAUUUAAGACAAAGCCAGAAUGAUAUUCUCAGAAGCCUCUUUUUUUGCAACACAGCAAUCAUUACAUUAGUUUAUUGGAAAGUGAUGUCAGUGUUAUCUUUAUUUUAAGGAGAUAAUUUUCUUGGAUUCUUUCCCAGGCAAGUAGAGAGAUUCUGGGGUGCAUCUGGUGACUUCUGGCAAGGUUGCUGGAAGAAAGUGCAUGCAUUAUUUGGUGGAGAUGAAUUUUUACUUUCAGUUGUAGGUAGGUUCUAUUACAUGCAGUAAUCAUCACUCUAGCUGAAGAUAUCUUUGUUAUGAAGGUGACAUAAAAAUCUUCAAUAUUACACAAACUGUUUCAGACCAGGAGGGGUAGUUAGAAUGGUUCCUUGAAAAACGUGGGUCUCGGAAAGUUUUGGACCAAUCUCGAAAUUUUGGAAGUCUCAGUCACAAAUUUUGAAACUGGGUUUUUGCAAAGUCUCGAAUUUACCAUUCUUAACCUCUACCAGUUAUUAAGCUCUAGACAAAAUUUUGACUCGUCUAUAAUAAAUUGUUACCACAAAAUAUUAUCAAAAUAAAAAAAUAUUAAAGCAUCCCUCUUGAUUUACAUGUAUGAUAUACCUGCAGGCACCAACAACAUGCAUCGGUAACACAGUUUGCCUUGUUUUUUUAGGAACAAAUGUGGUGACGUUCCUGUUUUUUUGGCUGUUUGGUGGUUUUUAUCUCUUCAUGGACCUCACUGGUAGACCAAAGUGGGCUUUGCAGUAUAAAAUUCAAGAUGGAACAAAUCAGCCCGUAAGUUACAAAAUUCAAACCUCAAAACAUUUAGGCUGUUUUUAUGCUAGACGUUAAAGUCGUCUAGACGCAUUUAAUGUCUGAGACGUUAAAGUCGUCUAGUGUUAAAACGGGACGCACAAAAGUAGACGACCUUAUGUAAAAAAGUAGAUUUUUCUGAAAAAAGGACUAGGCUCUACUCUUGGAAGACACUGGACACAACUUAAAGCGGUGCCAAAAAUGAACUUCAACCCCGCGAAAUGCCAACAAAUUGUUCAAACUCUAACAACUCUUAGAACUGGUUGUUGUCUUCACUUGUAAACGAGCAUCUAACUCUUUCUUAAUGGCUUCAAAAAUAUGACCAUUAGCUGACUUUUUGAGUGCAAGAGUCUCCAAAGUUAAUGCAAAUUCAGUUCGGUAGUCUGCAAGAACAGAUACAAACUCCUUAAGUUCAUCCUCACUCCGCUUUCUACCACGAGACUCCUUCAUGCUCUUCUUGGCCGCCAUGUUGUUUUGCACUCGUCCCAGUCGUCUCUGGACGAGUCGAGCAUAAUAGGACAGUACACCCAGGCCGAUUAUAUGCUUGAUUUUUAGAAAACAGUCUCCUUUUUCUUUAGCUCAACCUUAAGAAGCUUUGGCGUGCAGUGAAGCUGGUGUUGUUUAACCAGAUAGUGGUUGGCACUCUUGUGUCCAUAGUACUUCAUCCUUUUCUACUCAAGAGAGGUUGCUCUUUCUCUACUGAGCUACCAGGUUUCCACUGGGUGUUGUUUGAAAUUGGGAUUUUCACAUUGGUGGAAGAAGUUGGUUUCUACUACUCUCACAGGUGAAGAUUUUAAUGUACUAACAUGUUUAUUAGCACUGCAAAAUAUGGUAUUUUAGAGCUAGAAAAAAAAAACCUUGUCGUAAAUUCCAGCUUGUCCUUUGGGCUUGUAGCUCUCACAUUUUGCUUGCCCAGGGCAACUACUUAUUUGUCUUAAUUAAUGAUUCAGUUAAAGGAUGACUUUUCCUUUUGUCAAAUGAACUUUAAAAGUUACUUGUCCGGCGAGAAAAUCCAGUCGUACCAGACGAGACUUUCUUUUUUGAGCCCUGGUAUUUUACUACCCUUUCUUGAGGUAAAAUUGUCGGGUACUUGUCAAGACAGUAUCACACAUUUCCCAAAUCCAGAUAUUUCUAAUCAAUGUAGUGAUUUUGUUACAAAUAGUUAUGGUGAGUCCUGGGACUCAUCUUGUUGAAAAUCAUGAGUCCCACUCCAGAACCAUUGAGUUCCAGUACAAAACAAAAUGAGUCCUUGGAUCUUUUGUAACCACACAGUUAAUUUGAGGUCAGACUACAAAACUCUGCAAGUUUACUGAAGUAAAAUAAACUUCUUCUAUUGUAAAGCACAAAAAAGAGUAAAAGAAAUAAGCAUCGUUUAUAAACAGCCAAAAGAACAGCCACAGAAAUUCAUACAAACAGGGUAUUCUACGGAAACAUCUUCUGAUCGACUGAUCGUUCUCUGCGUCCAUGGGAUGCAUACCACAAAAUAUUGGGCGUCUUGGGGAUUCUUAUGCCUCAGGGAUGCAGGACGCAGAGGUAACAAAAUCACUGUGAGGGGCAAACUCAUCUGAGUCUGAUUAGUUUAUAUCUGGUGUAUCACUAAGGGUCUGGGGCUAAGAAUUUCUCCUGGCAGGCUACUAUGAGCAUGAUGGCUCACUAUUUUCACAGGAAACAGAAGAAAAAUAAAACUUAGCAACCUUGUUAGCCCUUGCAAUUCCCCACCUUCUUAUUGCAUCUGAUAUACCCAGCAACUUGAAAUCUUAGUGACACUAUGGUUGAAAUAAAAGUUAUUGUCAUACACUGUACGUUUUAAUUAAAUGUUCUUGUUUUUUCCAUCCUUCAUCCUAAAGCAUUGGACUCUCAAAGAAAUAGUAGUAAAUGAGUGCGAGUCGUAUCAACCCGGAAUUGUGGGAAAAUAUUGAAUAAUAUUCCCAGGGCUGUCUUAUGAGGCGGGGGUUGGGGAAUUUCCCUGAUUUCCCCGCCUACUUUCAUAGGAAAAUAGAAGAAACAUAGAACUAAAAGAAAUCGCUAGCUGUUUUACCGGCAUUCCCCACCUGCUUGUUGUAUUUACUCAGCAACUUGAAAUCUUAGUGACAUCCCUGUAUUCCCAUUACCUGCAAAGUAGACGGUUAAAACACCACAUUCAAUGCCGUGAAAAAGAAUGUCAUAGAAUGUAAGUUUCAUAAAAAAACAUUUUUUUUAAUUCAUCUAGAGUGUCUCUUGAAAGCCCUGUUGAAGUCUAUACUGAUUCAACCUUACAACCCAUAAUUUUGUUGUUAAAAGAAAGUUUCAAAACUUUGUCUUAAUGAGUUUUUUUGUUGUUGUUGUUCUCCUAGGCUUUUUCAUCAUCCACGCAUUUACCGGUUUAUCCACAAGAUUCAUCAUGAAUGGACAGCUCCAAUUGGUAUUGUUGCAAUCUACGCACAUCCUCUUGAGCAUGCUGUAUCAAAUCUUGGCCCAAUCAUCCUCGGUCCGCUGAUCAUGGGUUCACACAUUGCUACGGCGUGGAUGUGGUUUUGUUUGGCACUUAUGACGACAAUCAACACCCACAGUGGCUACCAUUUGCCUCUUAUGCCGUCACCUGAAGCUCAUGAUUUCCACCAUCUCAAGUAUGUUGCCACUUAUUUAACUAAUUAGCGAUAUUUGCAUUCUCGACUCCAAAGCUUAGAUCGUGUUGUCAUGCCACGCCACAUCACCUAUUGACUGUAGUGGACUAUUAGAAAGGUGAAGAGCAUAGGGAACUUAAAACCAUACAACUACCAUAUUUCCUCGAAUAAUAAUCGAAUAAUCGCCCCACCUUUGAUGGAAAUAUUUAAAAUAAUUGCCUUCUCCCCACCCCUCUCGCCAUCUUCUCUUUCUUUUAUCCCCUCCUUGUCAAGUUGAUGUCGAAUCAAAUCCAGCAAAACUGCUCAGUGACGAUUCAAGCUCUCAAAAUUAAUCAAUUAUUCGAGGAAAUACGGUGUCUAUACACGUCCUUGAUUACCAUACAUCUUUGUUAAGAAUGUGCUCAAAUCAGCUUCGCAGCUUAAAAAUGCUGGAAAACAAGGAGUGGCCAGAAUACAGAAUUGUUGCGGUUAAGUGCGCAGAAGUCCAAGCUUUCAACGACGAAUUGAAUCUUCGUAGAGUGUUUUUUAAAACUGAAUUCUUCUUGUUUUUGCAGAUUUACCCAGAACUAUGGUGUCCUUGGCGUGUUGGAUCGUCUCCAUGGUACAGAUGUCAUGUUCAGAGAUUCCCGAGCUUAUGACAGGCAUAUCAUGUUAUUGGGAUUCAUUCCUCUCAAACAAACCUUUCCUGACAACCCCAAGAAGGGCUCACCUAAUAAGACCAAGUAAAACGUGGUUUUUUUUUUAAUUAUUUCUUCCCUGCAAUUUUUUGGUCAAUAUUGUUACUUUAAGUUCAAAUAGAACUUAGUUUAUAAAGGUUUGAAAGAAAAUAGUUUAUGCUGUCAUCAGUUGUG